AUGUCUUACAACAACUUCGAAAACUUCCCCCAGCAGGACCCCGCUGCCGCUGGCGCCCCGGCCCCCGUUGAUACCACCAUGACCGGUCAGGCCGACCCCGCUCAGUUCCAGGGCCCCGUCCCUGGUGAGCCCAACUCUGCUCCCGUUCCCCAGCAGGGUGCCGAUGGCAAGACCACUCUCUGGAUGGGUGAGCUCGAGCCCUGGAUUGAUGAGAACUUCAUCCGCAACCUGUGGUUCCAGAUGGGUGAGCAGGUCAACGUCAAGAUGAUCCGCGACAAGUUCUCUGGGAGCAAUGCUGGCUACUGCUUCGUCGACUUCGCUUCCCCGGCCGCCGCCGCCAAGGCUCUUUCUCUGAACGGCACCCCCAUGCCCAACACCAACCGGGUUUUCAAGCUCAACUGGGCUACCGGCGGCGGUCUUGCUGAUCGCAGCCGUGAUGACCGUGGUCCCGAGUACUCCAUCUUCGUUGGUGAUCUCGGCCCUGAGGUUAACGAAUACGUCCUCGUCUCCCUCUUCCAGAGCCGUUUCCCCUCGUGCAAGUCCGCCAAGAUCAUGACCGAUCCCAUCUCUGGCAUGUCCCGCGGCUACGGAUUCGUCCGUUUCUCCGACGAGAACGACCAGCAGCGCGCUCUCACCGAGAUGCAGGGUGUCUACUGCGGCAACCGCCCCAUGCGCAUUUCCACCGCUACCCCCAAGAACAAGGGUCCCGGUGUUGGCGGCAACGGCGGUGGCAUGGGUAUGCCCGGCCCCGCUGGCAUGUACCCUCCCAUGGGUGGCCCCCCAUGCCCUUCUACGCCCAUGAACCAGUUCACCGACCCCAACAACACCACUGUGUUCGUCGGUGGCCUCUCCGGCUACGUCACCGAGGAUGAGCUCCGCUCCUUCUUCCAGGGCUUCGGAGAAAUCACCUACGUCAAGAUCCCCCUGGAAAGGGCUCGCCACGCUGCCGAGAUGGCCAUCAACCAGAUGCAGGGCUACCCCAUCGGUAACUCCCGCGUGCGUCUGUCUUGGGGUCGCUCCCAGAACAACUCCGGCCCUGCCGGCAGCCCCUACCGUCCUGCUCCCCCUCCUCCUCCCAUGUACCCCUCCAUGGGUAUGCCCCCGGCCCACCAGUAUGGCGGUUUUGCCCCCAUGAAGGUGAGCGAUCACCCUGGCAGCCCGAUCCCGGAUCAGAUUUGA
Messenger RNA from Penicillium brevicompactum, 1179 nucleotides. RefSeq names its product RNA-binding protein. Bases 1 to 1179 code for a protein of 392 amino acids. Gene Ontology annotation, biological process: mRNA splice site recognition. Gene Ontology annotation, cellular component: cytosol. The record is from RefSeq and is a predicted model, not a curated record. Gene Ontology annotation, molecular function: mRNA binding. NCBI's taxonomy places the organism in Eukaryota, Fungi, Ascomycota, Eurotiomycetes, Eurotiales, Aspergillaceae. The transcript is spliced from 5 exons.